CAGUGGCAUUCACUACACAAGCCACAUUUUGUAGAUAAUAGCAGUAGUUGUAGCUGACAUUGCAUAAGAGCUUGGGUGUUCCGUUAAGGACAUCAGGAAAAAGACUGGAAUCAACUCUUGUCACUGAACCAUACUGAAAAUGCGUGAAAUUGUGCAUCUCCAGAUCGGACAAUGUGGAAACCAAAUUGGAGCUAAGUUCUGGGAAAUCAUAAGCAGCGAACAUGGAGUCGACAUCACAGGAAACUACUGUGGUGAUUCGGUGCUACAGCAGGAGAGACUAAAUGUGUACUUCAAUGAAGCUUAUUCCAAUAAAUAUGUUCCCCGUGCUAUCCUAGUAGACCUGGAACCAGGAACGAUGGACAGUGUGCGAUCAAGCAAAAUAGGUCCACUCUUUCGCCCUGAUAACUUUAUUCAUGGAAAUUCGGGUGCCGGGAACAACUGGGCCAAAGGUCAUUACACGGAAGGAGCAGAGCUGAUUGAAAAUGUAAUGGAUGUCCUGAGGAAUGAGUGUGAGGGUUGUGACUGCCUCCAGGGCUUUCAGCUCGCCCACUCCCUGGGUGGCGGAACAGGCUCUGGCAUGGGCACUCUUCUGAUCAACAAAAUCAAGGAAGAAUACCCGGACAGGAUCAUGAACACUUUCAGUGUGCUGCCGUCACCCAAAGUUUCAGACACUGUCGUUGAACCCUACAAUGCCGUCUUAUCCAUUCACCAGCUGAUAGAGAACACAGAUGAAACCUUCUGCAUUGACAAUGAAGCUUUGUAUGACAUUUGUUUUAGAACCCUGAAGCUCCGCUCUCCAACCUACGGAGACCUGAAUCAUUUGGUGUCUCUCACCAUGAGUGGCGUCACCACCUCGCUCCGCUUUCCUGGGCAGCUCAAUGCAGACCUGAGAAAGUUGGCAGUCAACAUGGUGCCCUUCCCCAGACUCCAUUUCUUUAUGCCAGGCUUUGCUCCAUUAACAGCACGAGGCAGCCAGGAAUAUAGAGCUCUCUCGGUUCCAGAGCUCACUCAACAGAUGUUUGAUGCAAGGAACAUGAUGACAGCCUGCGACCCACGUCAUGGGCGGUACUUGACUGUGGCGUGCAUCUUCAGAGGCCACAUGUCGACCAAGGAGGUAGAUGAACAGCUCUUGGCUGUGCAGACCAGGAACAGCAGUCACUUUGUGGAGUGGAUCCCCAACAACGUCAAGGUGGCUGUGUGUGACAUUCCACCUCGUGGGCUAAAGAUGGCGGCUACCUUCAUAGGGAACAAUACAGCCAUACAGGAGAUCUUCCGCCGGAUCUCGGCACAGUUCUCGGCAAUGUUCAGGAGAAAAGCAUUUCUGCAUUGGUACACUGGUGAAGGAAUGGAUGACAUGGAGUUUUCUGAAGCAGAAGGCAACACUAAUGACUUGGUGUCUGAGUACCAGCAGUAUCAAGACGCUACAGCAGAGGUAGAGGAAUAUGAAGAAGUAGAAGUGGAAGUAGAAGGGGACAGCAGUAAAGAAGAAAAGGAAACCCUUUAAAAUUAAAGAAUAGUGAUUGAACUUAUCCCCUCCCCAGCAAACUAAUUACUGCCGAUAAGGUGGCUGGGCUCACCUGCAUUUCUGACUGAACUUUUAAUGAUACACUGCGUUCAGGUUUGUGUUUUGUUUUUGUUUUUUGCAUUAAGCCAAACUACACACAACUACACUGUCGACUCUUACAUACCAGAAAACAUAAUCCUACUUGUAGCUGUUUAAAGUUGGUAUCCCCAGCUGAUCAAAGCAGUUAGCAGUUCUUCUGAAGUAGUACCUUUAAUUGCUAAUAAAGCAUUUUAACAAUAAAAGUUAUAAACAUUACAGCUUCCUAAAUCGAAAGAGUACAUCAAAGUGCUUCAGUUGACGGGGCAGAUUAUGACAGACAGCAGGAUGCCUGACAGCAGUGAAGCAAAGUAAGGUAACUCUACCAGUCCAGCACUUGCAACAUCAGUGAAUCUGGAUGCAGUUGUAUAUUUUCAUUAAGAGUAACAUUCAGCCAGUUCAAAGGAGCUUGGAGUUAGUAAUGGCUAAAGGAGGUACUCAAUACUAUAGGGUCAUUUCUAUAGUUCCUUCUGAUUGCCAAGCUAUCUCCACUUGGGAAGACCCCAAUUAUCCCAAUUAAUUUUCGCAUAACAUCAUUUGUACAUACUUGCCAUUUUGAAAUGAACUGAAGUGCAUCCUAACAGAACCUUAAUGCAAAUUGAUUCUAAGAAACAAAUGAAAGAAGAACAAAAUGCCAAGAGCAGGACAAAUAAUUAAGCUGGUCUGUGCUUUAGCUGAACUUACAAUCCAUUCAUUAAAAAAAAUAAUGGAGUCAUCUCUCUAGAAAUGCAAAGAGAACUGCACUGCUGUAGGAAAUGAAGGGUCCUUGUUUAGCAUUAUUUCUUCACUUUUAAUGAAUAUGAUACCUAUAGAAAGUCGCCAGUAGGCUAUGAAAUAAACAAUUAUCCCGUACUCAGAGACAGUUUUCCCUACAGGCACAAAGGCUCCACUUAGCUACAGCAGCUAAAGGCCAUUCAUAAUGCCAGCUCUCGUUAUUUAUCCGAUGCUGUUAAGCUAGUAAUCAUUGCUAGUGAGCCAGAGAAUGUUAAGUAUUAUGUAUUGUGAAGAAACACUUCAUUUUGUCUAUCCUGAUCCUGACAAGUUAUUUUUAAGACCCAUAAUAUUAACACUGGAGGAAGACAGCAGCCUUACUGUAUUGAAGUCAAGGUCAAUGGUGAAUUCAUCACUACUUCAACAGGGUCAGGAUUGCCAUUUACACUAGAUGCAGUCAUUUGCAGCCUUUUAGCAGGUAAAAUGUACUCAAUUUAUAGGGCUGCAGUCCUAAGACUUAAGAAUAAAGCUAAACAUUGUAAGAGCUUCAGGUGAAUGAGUAGUAUAGUUUGAGCACUGCAAUUGGUCUGCAUGCAUUUUCUUGUUAGUUAAAUAUUUAUAGAAUAUAUAUUAUUAUCUUUUCUAAGCAGCCAUUUCUUAUUCUUCAAUGCAACCUUGGUGUUCAUUAAAACCAACUAAGGAUCCCAUUAGCUUCAAAUAUUAAAUAUGUUCCUUGGUGACUAGAGCCUAUUAGAUGCAUGAAAUGGUAUCCAGAGAUUAUAAUACUAUUCACAUCUACAUGGCAGCAAGCCCAACUCUACACAGUGGGAUUUACCGUACUUCUCUGUAGACAAAAGCAGAGUCAUGCGGCCUUUUGGGAUAUGUGUGUCUCCAUGCACACACCUGUGUAUGGAGAGUUUCAAAUUGGGAGUCCACAAGGCAAGAAAGGGGUGGUUGUAGCACAGCCUUCCCCAGUGCAAUGCCCUCUUGCUCUCUUUGAUUACAAUACCCAUCAAAGUAGCUAGCACGGUAAACAAUGAGGUUUUGAUGGGAGUGGAGGUUGGAAAGGCUGUAGCAGGUAGCCUAUGCAGAAAGCAAGUGUAGAUCAUCUGUCACCAUGACCUUAACUUGAACGAUAGUACUGACACCAUUAGGGGUACAAUUAUUUAUCGAAAGGAGGCAAACCCUGAUCCUUAAUGUGUCCAUUGAUGUGCCAAAGACAUAAUACUGUUACUCUUGGUGCUUGUAGCAAACUUGCCUUACUUUAGAACACCACUUGGAUCUGCCUGCCAGGUAAUGCUGGUCAUUGGUUCUCAGCAAACUCUUAUCUGGACUUAUAUUAGGUGAUGGAAGUUGCACUCUAAGCAUAACAGAAAGGCUUUAAGUUGUGCAUUCUUGCUUUGGAGGCAUAUAAUAAAGCAGAAACAACUAUGAAUGAAGUUUCGCCUCUCCAGAAGAGAAUUCCAAGUGUAUUAGCUUUUAGCAUAACCUUAUUUUGAUCCAUGUGAUGUAGGGAAUUUAAGUCAGCUUUCUUUGCUUUCUAACUCAAAGUUUUAGUGCUCAUGAGUGCAUUGUUUUGACAUAUUUGGUGCAAACUGUUGAAUGCUUAUGAAUUAUUACUUUUUCUUUUCUUAUAAAACUAGCACAAAAGAAGCAUUAACAUUAUCUUCCUGUGUGACAAAGAACAAGCAUUUAUCCCACUAACCAGUUUACAGUGGUACCUCAACUUACGAAUGUCUCCACUUAUGAACAUUUUGAGUUACGAACGGCUCUG
Molecule: messenger RNA, 4085 nt
Organism: Pogona vitticeps (central bearded dragon)
Lineage: Eukaryota; Metazoa; Chordata; Lepidosauria; Squamata; Agamidae
Gene: TUBB1
Product: tubulin beta 1 class VI
Biological process (GO): microtubule-based process
Cellular component (GO): microtubule
Molecular function (GO): structural constituent of cytoskeleton; GTP binding; GTPase activity
Source: RefSeq, a predicted model, not a curated record